AGGCAGCAAACCACGGCAGUAACUGUUACGGCUUGACACUAUAGCUUUAGCUUACAGACAAGAAACAGCACCGUUGUCGUUCAAAGAAAUUUCAUUCCACAAUGUCAGCAGCCGGUCCAGAAGGUUCUGGUGCAGCGUCAGGCAACAGGCGCUUGCAGCAGACCCAGGCCCAGGUGGAUGAGGUGGUGGAUAUCAUGCGUGUUAAUGUGGACAAAGUGUUGGAACGUGACCAGAAGCUGUCUGAACUGGAUGACAGAGCCGACGCACUGCAGGCUGGAGCCUCCCAGUUCGAGACCAGUGCCGCUAAGCUGAAGAGGAAGUACUGGUGGAAGAACUGCAAGAUGUGGGCCAUCCUGAUAGCUGUCAUAGUGAUCAUCAUCAUCAUCAUUGUUAUUUGGAAUUACUCCUAAAACGGCAACAAGAGGAGGAGUGAAGAAAACGAUGACGAAUAGGAGAGGAGCAACAUACAUAAUUAAUAUCUCAAAGGAAGAUGUCACGUGAUUACUGCCUUACUGUGCUUCACAACGUUUUUCUCCUUGCAGGGGUCUUCAUUCCUUGGGCUGGUUUGCCGUGUGUGUGUGUGUGUGUGUGUGUGUGUGUGUGUGUGUGUGAGAGAGAGAGAGAGAGAGAGUGUGUGUGUGUGUGUGUGUGUGUGUGUGUGUGUGUGUGUGUGAGUGUCACAAUACCAGAGUUUUACCCUGCAUUACUACACCAUACCAGUUAUCUUUACAUUUAUUAGAAUUCCAUUGCACUUGCCAAAGAAAACAGAAAAAGCAUAAAGAAAAUGGUUGACAAUUUAACUCAAUCUCAACCAAAACCUAUUUAAAAGUUUAAAUGAAUCAUCUUAGAAUGUGUGACAAAACGCACGCACGCGAGCACACAUGUACAUACAUACGUCAACCUCAGGACAUGAAGUGAAGAAUGUUGUUGUAAACUCUCCUCAAUUUAUAUUGACUUUUUUAUGUUUUAUUAAUAGCCAUUGAUUUUGUGUGCCAGGCUAAAAGAAGUGCCUUUGAGGAUAUGCUGUUCUGUGUUAGUUAACAUAGUAUUAGUAACCCUGCAUAUAAUUGAAGAGAUGCCCCUUUCCAACACAUAACACAUUUGUACUUUUCAGAUGCCAAAAUUCGGAUUUUUCUCAUUUAAAGGUUAUUUGCUAAUUCAUUUCUCUGUGCAAAACAUUUGAAUUCGGAUUGAAUUAAGAGGAAUUUCAUUGGUCACCCGGCAACAAAUGAGCUAACCAGUAACACACUGUUGAACCACCUGAUCAUACCUGUCAUUGUCCAUCUUCCUUUCAGGUAGGACAGUAGAAUCUAAUAUAGACUUGUGUUUAGAUAAGUGCCUUCAUGUUAAGACCUACAGCCUUACAGCUACGUAAGACUAGAGAAACUGCUAAGAAGCUUACUACACUUUAUGCUACACUGGGUUAAAAGUGGCAAAUUGUUUCAAGCAGCUGUUCUCAAGGACAUGCUAGAAAGUGUGCCUUUUUGUGAUAUAUUCAAGCACAAGAAAAUGUAGUAUUAGACAGGUGCCUUAAUAGGUUUCUCCAAUGGAGAACUGCCAAAACACAGCCACGCCUUAUUGGUCAUAUAUACCAGCCAGUAAAAGUAGUGCCUUCUGAAUGCUCCAACUGUCCAAACAAAUACUAUGCUGCUUGCAUAUUCAGCUGAACUCAUUAGCCUUUAAUAAACUCUUCUGUUUAGUCAUACUGUCAUUUUU
Messenger RNA from Perca flavescens (yellow perch), 1716 nucleotides. It is a transcript of the gene vamp3, whose product is annotated as vesicle-associated membrane protein 3 (cellubrevin). NCBI's taxonomy places the organism in Eukaryota, Metazoa, Chordata, Actinopteri, Perciformes, Percidae. The record is from RefSeq and is a predicted model, not a curated record. Gene Ontology annotation, cellular component: membrane. Gene Ontology annotation, biological process: vesicle-mediated transport. The transcript has 5 exons. The coding region runs from base 102 to 410 and encodes 102 amino acids.